Molecule: messenger RNA, 549 nt
Organism: Rotaria sp. Silwood1
Lineage: Eukaryota; Metazoa; Rotifera; Eurotatoria; Philodinida; Philodinidae
Source: the annotation of a GenBank genome assembly
AUGAAUACUUUGUCGUCGUUCAUUCUUAACGAACGAUUUUGGUUAGCAGGCAAUACAACUUGGCAGGAUUUUGCUCGAAUCGAAAGAGAUGAAAACAUCAAGUUAACAAAUCCAAAUGAUCUUCUCUAUGUUUAUCCUUUGGCCGCUAUUAUUUCUGUGGUACGAAUGGUUUUCGAGAGAUACAUAGCUAAACCAAUUGGUCGAUCACUUGGUAUUCAAGGUAGAGUUAAAAGAAAUACAACAAGAGAUAUGAAAACUACUGCAACAACAGUAUCAAGUCGUUCUACACCAAUAGAUGCAAAUCAAACAGAUAAACGAGAACAAGUAGACAGUAAUGAUAGUGGUUCAUCAGUGUCAACAGUUCGUUAUCCACGUACUAGUCCAUUAGCUAAAUUUAGUGAAUCCUGUUGGCGUUUUACUUUUUAUCUAAUUAUAUUCAUUUACGGAGUUGUCGUAGUUCUAAAUGUGAGCAUAUUGAUGUAUAUAUGUCUGUUAACUCUUUUUAUUUUAAGAAAUCAUGGAACUGGGAUACACGUCAUUGUUGGUUAG